CGAGUGGUAAUUGCUCGUCUCCUGUUCCACGGUUCCGAUCAGAUGGCGGAGAACGGCGGCGCUGCUACAUCGCCGGCGGAGGUGAAACGGCCGUCAAUCUCACUGCCGGCGAAAUCCGUCGUCGAAAGCCUCUUCCGCGGCGGUCCGGCGGAGGCGAGUCCCGGUCCGAUGACGCUCGCAUCGAGCCUCUUCGAAGCGGAGCCUGAGUACCGGUCCUUCUCGCAGCUCCUCGCCGGAGCUAUGGCAUCGCCGGCGCAGCCUCCGGAGGAGGCGGCGGCGGCGAUCGAUGCACGUGGAAAAGAAGGAGCGAGUCUGAACUUGGGUCAUAGCAGACCGAUGAAUUUUUCGGUGGUGCAGUCGCAGUUGUUUAUGGUGCCGCCUGGAUUCAGCCCAGGAGGUCUGCUUGAUUCUCCGGCACUGUUUUCAUCUAAUUUGGUAAACCUUGGAAAUUCGCAUCAACAUGCUUUAGCAGAAUUUUCUUCUUCUCUUCCAUCAUCUUCCUUGACACAGCCAGUCUCCACCAUUAACAUGGCAGCAUCCUCCCAACCUAUGCUUCCCAUCACUCAUGGCGCCAAUAUUCUCUAUCCUGAAUCUGCUUUUUCAUCAGAUUUUGAUCAAAUAUCUCAGCCCGCCACCAUUGUUGCCGAUAAACCUGCUGAUGACGGAUACAACUGGCGCAAGUAUGGGCAGAAGCAGGUGAAAGGUUGCGAGUAUCCGAGGAGUUAUUACAAAUGUACCCAGGUGAAGUGUCCGGUUAAGAAAAAGGUUGAACGCUCCGUCGACGGCCAAGUGACGGAGAUAAUCUAUAUGGGACAACACAAUCAUGAUCGUCCGAUACCAAGCAGACGGUCGAAAGAAGGUGGAGCUGAGUUAAAUGGAAAUCCUGAUACGAAUAACUCUGAAUUGUUACGAAAGGAUGAUCAUCUCAACGAAACGAGCAAUGGUAUGAUUGGUCUAUUAUCUACCAAAGAGCAGCAAUCGGGGCAUGGACUUUCGGAGCACUUGGAAGGUUCAAGCGACGAUGAGGAGUUAUGUGAUGGUGAAGCAGAAGAUGGUGAACCUGAACAUAAAAGAAGAAACUUGGAAACUAGGAUGAUAGAGUCAUCUUCUCAUAGGACGGUAACAGAACCAAGGAUCAUUCUUCAGACAACAAGUGAAGUUGAUCUUUUGGAUGAUGGCUACAGAUGGCGCAAAUAUGGGCAAAAAAAAGUAAAAGGAAAUCCUAAUCCAAGGAGUUAUUACAAGUGCACGAGCGUGGGAUGCAAAGUUCGAAAACACGUCGAAAGGGCUUCGACCGACCGGAAAGCCGUCAUAACGACCUACGAGGGGAAGCACAACCAUGAUGUUCCUGCAGCCAGGAACAGCAGCCAUUACACCUCCAACACUGCUAAUAGAAGCAGCUCCUCAUCUCAUGAUAAUCACAACAGUCAUGGCAGAUCAGAUUCAAGAAACAAUGUACGUAGGCCGGUCGCCCUCCUUCGGGUGAAGGGCGAAAAUGAAAAUAUGUAGAAUACAGGGGGGGUUUAUGAUCAUUUAUUUUGCUUGUAAUUACAUUAGCAUUAGCGAGAAAAAUUACAUUUUUAUACAGUUUGUAAUUGCACAGAGAACAAUAGUGAGACAGUUUGUAAUUGAUAUUUUAUUUGAUUUAAUUGCCAGCAGGUGCAUA
Molecule: messenger RNA, 1666 nt
Organism: Phalaenopsis equestris
Lineage: Eukaryota; Viridiplantae; Streptophyta; Magnoliopsida; Asparagales; Orchidaceae
Product: probable WRKY transcription factor 3
Exons: 4
Coding region: 43-1509 (488 amino acids)
Biological process (GO): regulation of DNA-templated transcription
Molecular function (GO): sequence-specific DNA binding; DNA-binding transcription factor activity
Source: RefSeq, a predicted model, not a curated record